AUGAGAACAAUAGUAUUACUUUUGCUAUUGGCAAUAACCUCCAUUAAGUCUGUGCAUGUCGAAGUUAGCAAUAAUCAUAUUGUCUAGAGGCUUCAAAGAGAAUCUAAGUUCCUAAAUGAUUUAGUGAAUCACAAAUGGCAUGAACUUAAUCAUCAAGAUAGAGUAGAACUAGAUUUUAAUACAUUGACGACAGCUGAUCCAAUAGAAUCUCAAAAAAAAGCGAUAGACUUCAUUCUCUAGGGUUAAGCAUCCUCUUAAGCAUUUACAGCAACUGUUCAUACAAAACUUAUUCCUUCAGAAGAAUACGAUAUCUACAAAAACAUCCUUGUUAACUAAGUAGAAGUAUCAGGAGUGGAAGAUUAGAAAAUAAAGCAAGACUUAGAGCUAUCAGUCUCUAAUUUAACUAAUGCUCUAUCUGAUUGGACACACCUUAACCUCAAUGGAUCUUCAGAUAUUUUUUACGCUAUUCAUCUUUUGAGCUAUAUUGGAACAAGAAUUGCAGGAGCAUUCCAUACUGAUGGUAGAUCAGUCUUCUUAGAGUAUAGUGCAAGAGAUAUGCAUUUUUCAACAAGACAUUCAGACCCAGUUGAGAAUUAUUCUAAAUUACCCAAAUCAGAAACUCCAAGAUUCUUAGGCCUAUCGCUGAAUGACAAGUUCCUCUAAGAAUUUUUCUUGGAAUUCUUAGAAAGAAGAAAAGAAAUAAAUGUACUCGAAUUCAUUCAACUUUUCCCUGAUUUUGAUACUGUAUCAAAGGAAAUGAAGGUUGGGUAACUCCUACCAUUAUUCCCUUCAUUGGAGGAUAAAUAUAGCAAAGAUGAUUUCUUCAGCCUUAUGAUAAAUCCUAUCAAGUAACUUGAAGAUGGCGUAGAAUAUGCUAACAAAAAUAUAAAGUUUUAAUUCAAGAAAGACUAAAUUGAAAUCCUCAUUCCUCUCAUUUUUGACAUAGUCGUUCACCAUAAUGAAGCAUGGGACAUCUUCAGAUAAGGUUUCCUUGGAUUUGGAUUAAGCGCAACUCUCAAACAACAAGAAGAUAAGCCAUUGAAAUUCUCAUUCAAAGCAAAUGCAGGAAUCAAAAAGUUAGUUCUUAUCGAUUAAUCAGUUGAAGACCCAGAUGAUUAAAAUAUGGAGCAUGAGUCUGGAGCGAUAGUUGGAUUAGCUAAUCUAUUUUUAAGGAAACAGCUCAAACCUCAGACAGUAGAAGCACCAUUGCAUUUAGCUGAGAUCUAUCCUCAAUUUGAUGUUAAGACUAUUGCAGAACAAAUUAAAGCUAGAAUUAUUCCUGGUUUCUUAGAUGUAACAGUAGGUGAAUUCAACUUAGAUGCUAUUUCAACUGAAGGAUUUGAUUUAGUUAACUUAAUCACACCAGUUAGCGAGGGAUUCCACGGAGAUGCUAUGAAAAAGAAAUCAGCAUAUGAGAAAAAACAAAAAAGAUUAGAGUACUAAUCGAAUCUUUAGAAAGAUGUUGAAGAUAGAUAGGAAAAAGAAGAACUAUGA
Stylonychia lemnae is the source of this 1494-nucleotide messenger RNA. Lineage: Eukaryota; Ciliophora; Spirotrichea; Sporadotrichida; Oxytrichidae. The record is from the annotation of a GenBank genome assembly.